AUGAAGUUCAAGGUGGAAAUUGCGCGGGCCACUUGGCGUGAACAAGACUACUGGUCCCAUGGCUUGGAAGUAGUGCGCAACGCUGUGCUUUUCCUCUUGCACGUGUGCGACCGCAGAUUCUACGACCUUGCUGUGCACAUGCAUUUCGUGCUCACCUAUAUGCGCUACCAUGAUACAGACUCAGAUUUGGGUGCGGAAAAGGCGGAUGAAGAAAUGGAAGUGCCUGCCCUGAAAAUGGCUCAUCGCACUGCCUACUUUGAGGCCCAGCCGUUGAGUCGACGUUUUGCUUUGCUUGAUCUUACAAGCCAACAGCUUCGCUGCCAUCUGCAGGAUGUCUUUGGCGCCAUUGCUGAAGUGCACCAUGUCUUCCUUCCUGCCGCCAGAGCUCUUCAAUCCAUGGAGUUUGAAAGGCAAUUCAAAGAGUUGGCCGUUUGUUUGGGAGAUGUGCUGGAGUCUAGUCAUGCUGUUUUCUUGUCAUACAGCUCUUCGGCCGCCUUCGGCGGAAUCUCAAUGAAUGCUGGGAGCUCGUCUGACUGUGUGCUGGAAUUACCUCCCGAUGUUGUGUCCAGUGAUGCUUCCGAGUCCAGGGAGGCCAGUGUGGAGCUGCCAGACCCAAUAGGUGCGCAGUUUGCGUGCUGCAAAAACAAGUGUGUAGACCGGUUCAAUGCCGCACAAACAGCUGCAGAGCAAAGACUCAAGAAAGAUCUUGAGCCGUUGAACAUGGAAGGAAAGAAUGCAAUCUGGUUUCACCAGCUGCUCAAUAUGAACAAGGCACAGCCAGAGGGUCAGCGCAGAAAACUCUUUUGGUGGCAAGGGAAAGCAAUUUGUCAACAAGCGUUCAGUCGGGUCACGCAAUGCUCAGAAAAGAAAAUCCGCUACUACCUGAAAUGUAUCGCUGAAGGAGAGGUAUUGCCUCCAAAGGAUGGCAGAAAAGUUCCAUGCAAGCGAUCAGAGCCCAAACGGGAAGAUGUGGAAAGUUUCUUUUGUUUUUUGUACGAGCACCUGGCUGAGCCGCUAGCCAUUAGUCGCCAGGACCUUGAUGAGGAUCCGGCUGAAGCAAAUGCUUGUGGUGACAUUGGCGACUCGAUUGUGGACUUGCCUGACUGGCUUUCGAAUGAUGAUGACAUGCUCAAUAGAUUGCCAUACAUGUUCUCCGGGGACGGGAGCAAGCCACAAAUUCAGAAGCGAUGGCUUCCCACCAUGACAUCUGCUCAGCUCCACGACUUGUACAAGGACAUCCAUGCCGACCAUGAAACUUUAGCUUCUUGGACAACUUUCCAACGUGUUUGGGUUCGUUUUCAAAGUGUGAUGGGGGUGAGGCCUGUGACCCUUCAUAGUCGGUGCGAUGACUGUGCCAGAUACAGUCGUUAUCGAAAACUUCAAAGCAAUCCAUCAGAUCUGGCUGCCGUCAAUCAUGCCUACAACAACCAUAUCCGGGCUGUCUUCCGCGACAGAAGCAUCAUACAAGGGAUGGAGACCAUGGCUGAAAACACGAAUCGUUUGGAAGAUGUGGAGCUGCCACACCUGAUGGUCACUAUAGAUGCUAUGGACAAGAGCAAGUGGCUUGUACCGCGAAGUCUGGACUCAUCAAAACGCUUGGCAGCUUUGUGGCGACCAGCCUUGCAUGUUGUUGGCGUUCUCAUAGCUGGAGUACUUGAAUAUUUUGCCAUUGUAGAGCCUGAUGUCAAGGCAGACUCCGAUUUGCAGCAAACUCUCCUUGCCCGUGCCUUAGACUUGGCAGAGGAUGAACUCCGGAAACGAGGCAAAGGCAUGCCAUGGAAAGUCAUUUUCCACAGUGACAAUACAAGCAAAGAGGGGCGCAAUUCUCAGCUGGAUCAGAGAUUCAGUGUGAUUGGGUCUUUGCUUGCGCGGGUGCAAUGCUUGCAAACACCCGAAGAGUAUGUCAGCCAUUUGCAAGAGCACUAUCGCUCAGCUCGUGGUGUCCCAGUGCUGAUCGAGCAAGUUGGCGACAGCUACCUCUGGCGCAAUUUUUUUGCACCUUUGGAUCGACACUUUGCAGGCGUGACAGGUACUCGGAGCACAGCUGAUGCUGCGCAUGUGUUCCGAGUUGUCAGGCGUGACAUGGUCAGAUUGUGUGCUCCCGAAGCCACCUUUCUUGAAGAUGAUGGUCUUGAGAGUGACCCAGUUCUUUUGGCAAAGCGCUGGAUUUGUUCCAAGGGCUUGAGUCAGCCUCCAACUGUCUUAUUACAAGGUGCAUUUCCAUUGGAUUUUCGCAAUCUUCUGCCUUUGCGGGCACCUCGCACAGCUUUGACCCAAGAAUCGCUGAAACAAUUUAGGAAAACUGCUCAUGAGCUUCUGGCAUCUCCAUGGCUCCUCGAGUCUGCAGCUGCUUACAUCUUAGCUUGGCUGCAGCGGAACGAAAAUGCAGAGCCCAGUGGACAAUUGCCUGAUAUCUCUUUCCUUGUGCAAGGCCGUGAUUUUCUGCCAGCAGCGGUCUGUGCUGGAGCUACAUGGAAAGACUUUGCUCCUGAAGGAGCGAUUCCAGUGCAGCCCAUGCCAAAGCAGAAAAAGAACACCAAAAACCAGGCACGAGCUAAAGAGCAGAUUCCGCAGUGCAGCCAUGUGUCUCGAAGAGCUCAGGCUGUGAAGAACCUCCAAGCAGUACCACAAGAGGACGCUGAUGAUCCUGGUCAGGUUGAGAUGCCAGAAGCACGUAUGAAGCGGCCUGCCGCUGCUUCGAAAGGCCGGCCCAUGAAGCGUCCGGCAGCGAAACAUGAGACCAGGUGA
This is a messenger RNA of Cladocopium goreaui, 2748 nucleotides long. Lineage: Eukaryota; Dinophyceae; Suessiales; Symbiodiniaceae. The record is from the annotation of a GenBank genome assembly.